Molecule: messenger RNA, 5843 nt
Organism: Hypanus sabinus (Atlantic stingray)
Lineage: Eukaryota; Metazoa; Chordata; Chondrichthyes; Myliobatiformes; Dasyatidae
Gene: si
Product: sucrase-isomaltase
Exons: 48
Coding region: 151-5631 (1826 amino acids)
Biological process (GO): carbohydrate metabolic process
Molecular function (GO): alpha-1,4-glucosidase activity; carbohydrate binding
Source: RefSeq, a predicted model, not a curated record
AUGUGAAAUUUCCAUUAUGUAACAGGAAGCAUUUCUGAGGAUUUAUAAUGAAAAUCCAAAGUCCCUGGACUUCAGUUGCAUUCCUCAAGCACUAGAUGAAGUUUGGAGCAAGAAGAACUUCUCUUCAAAAGUUUCUUUUUCUACUGACAAAUGGCAAGAAGAAAGUUCUCUAGUUUGGAAAUACUGCUCAUUGUUUUAUUCAUAUUGGUAGCUAUUGUGGCCUUUGCUUUAGUCGCAGUCUUAGCUACUGAACCGCAACCUGACAGUAUUCCUGAAGAAAAGACAAACACGACUUUCAUUGCUUAUUGUCCAUACUCCAUCCAAGAUAAUGAUAGAAUAAACUGCUUUUCAGAAGAUGGAGCUUCAAAGGAAAAAUGUGAAGCCCGAGGAUGCUGCUGGAAACCAGUGACAACAGGAAGUGGCCCAUGGUGUUAUUUUGCUUCGAAUGUUGGAUACGCAUUGCAGAACAGUCAAAAGGAAACCUCAACAGGAUUUGAAGCUCAGUUGUAUCGAUUGCAUUCCCCCUCUUUUUAUGGAAAGGAUAUUGAAAGAUUGCUAUUAACUGCGGAAAUGCAGACAGAAAAUCGCUUUCGAUUCAAGAUUACAGAUGCUAACAAACAGCGGUUUGAGGUUGCACAUGAAAAUAUCAAACCAUUUAAAGGCCCUGCAGCGUCAAAUACUAAUUACCAAGUUGAACUUAACCAACAUCCUUUUGGAAUUGUGGUCAGGAGAAAGUCCAGUGGAACCAUUUUGUUCGAUACUUCAUUCGGGCCCAUACAGUUUGCUGAUCAGUAUUUACAAAUAACUGCUAAACUUCCCAGUCACAACAUCUAUGGACUAGGAGAACACGUUCAUAAACGGUUUCGGCAUGACACUAAUUGGAAGAUCUGGCCCAUCUUCACCAGAGAUGCAUUUCCUAAUGGGGGGAUGCACAAUCUCUAUGGACACCACACUUUCUUCAUGUGUCUGGAAGGGGAGAGUGGAUUAGCCUUUGGUGUGUUUUUGCUGAAUAGCAAUGCUAUGGAGGUUGAACUUCAGCCAAGUCCAUCUGUAACAUACAGGAUAAUCGGGGGAGUUUUGGACUUUUAUAUCUUCUUGGGUUCUUCACCAGAGGGUGUUGUUCGUGAAUACUUAACGCUGGUUGGCAAACCAAUGAUGCCUGCCUACUGGUCUUUGGGAUUCCAACUUAGUCGCUGGGGUUACAAGAGCCUUGAUGAUGUUAAAGCUACGGUGGCAAGGAACAGAAAAAUAAAUCUCCCAUAUGAUAUCCAGAUCACUGAUAUUGACUACAUGGAAAACAAAAAGGAUUUUACUUAUGACAAGGUGAAAUAUCGUGAUCUGCCUGAAUUUGCACAUGACUUACAUAACCAUGGGCAAAGGUACAUCAUAAUUUUGGACCCAGCCAUUAGCACCCAGAAGCUGAUUAAUGGCCCGUAUCACUCUUAUGAUAGAGGCACACAAAUGGGCGUCUGGAUCAAUGAAUCUGAUGGAAAAACACCCCUUUUGGGAGAGGUUUGGCCAGGUGAAACGGUCUUUCCGGACUAUACAAACCCCCAGUGUAUUAAAUGGUGGAUAGAGGAAUGUGAUAAAUUCUAUCAAGAAAUAAAAUAUGAUGGCCUUUGGAUUGAUAUGAAUGAGGUGUCAAGUUUCAAACCAGGUUCAAUAAAAGGAUGUAUUAAAAACAAAUGGAAUAAUCCUCCUUUCAUUCCAAGGAUUCUUGACAAAAUGAUGUACUCCAAGACUCUUUGCAUGGAUGCCAGACAAACUGGGGGAAUACAUUAUGAUAUGCACAGCCUUUAUGGUCACUCAAUGAUACUUGCUACUGAAGAUGUAAUUAAACGUGUGUUCCCUGGGAAACGUAGUAUCAUUCUAUCUCGAUCGACUUUUGCUGGCUCAGGAAAAUACUCAGGACAUUGGCUGGGAGAUAAUGCUGCAAACUGGAAUGACAUCAAAUGGGCAAUUCCUGGAAUGCUGGAGUUUAAUCUCUUUGGUAUUCCAUAUAUUGGGGCAGACAUUUGUGGUUUCUUUGAUAAUUCAACUGAAGAACUGUGUAGGAGAUGGAUGCAGGUUGGAGCUUUCUAUCCAUUUUGUCGGAACCACAAUGCUGAAAAUUAUAAACCUCAAGAUCCAGCUUUUUUUGGUGAAAACUCACUUUUAGUGAACAGUUCCAAGCAUUACCUGAAUAUUCGGUACACAUUGCUUCCUUAUCUCUACACCCUCUUUCAUAAGGCUCACACCUCUGGAGAUACUGUUGUUCGACCACUGCUUCAUGAGUUUCCCUCAGACAAUGUGACAUGGACUGUUGACCAUCAGUUUCUAUGGGGACCUGCUCUUCUUAUCACUCCUGUGUUGGAACCUAAAACAGAAGAUGUCAAUGCCUAUGUUCCUGAUGCAGUUUGGUACGAUUAUGAAACAGGUGCUGCUCUAACCUCUCGGAAGCAGUUUCUGAAUAUGCAUAUACCAGCAGAUAAACUUGGACUUCACGUCAGAGGGGGAUUUAUCUUCCCAACACAACAGCCAGCAAAUACUACAUUUUAUAGCCGGAAGAAUCCUCUGGGUCUCCUCAUUGCCCUUGAUGAACAAGGCAAGGCUAAUGGAGAGUUAUUCUGGGAUGAUGGUGAAUCCAGAGAUACUUUUGAAAGCGGAGCUUACAUUGACUGUCAAUUUACAGUUAUGGAGAGUACUCUGAACAUCAAAGUAGUGAAGAAUGGAUACACUGAUCCAAACAACCUUAUGUUUGAAGAAAUAAGAAUUCUUGGCAUGGAGACUAUUCCAACAUCAGUCAAUAUCACUCAGAAUGCUCAAGUCACAAUUUUACCACCUGAAAAGAUCAAGUAUAGUGCAAAAACUAAGGUUGCUCAGUUUAUAGGUCUGGGACUUGCAUUUGGAAAGUCAUAUUCAGUGCAGUGGACCUCUUCGAAGUUUGUAAGAGUGGACUGUCACCCAGAAGAGAAUGUAAAUGAAACUCUCUGCAAUGAGCAAGGCUGUAUAUGGGCUAGUUCGGACAAUCAAGGUGAGCCUUGGUGUUUCUAUGAACAUGAUUAUGGCUACUUAAUAAAUAAAGCCAAAAAGAUUCAGCAAACACCAAAUGGUAUGAGUGUUGAAAUUAAAAGGAAUACAGUAUAUCCAAAGCGUUACAGUGGCCAAACACCAACAAUCGAAACCCUCAAAGUUCAAGUCACAUUCUUAAAUGACAGUAUGUUGAAUUUCAAGAUUUUUGAUCCAAAUACAGAAAGGUAUGAAGUCCCAGUCCCACUGAAUAUUCCCAGUCCAACACCUGGAAAUGGUGCAUCAAAACUUUAUGAGGUUGAAUUUGUCAAUUAUCCUUUUGGGAUCCAGAUCAAAAGAAAGAGCUCUGGUACAAUAAUUUGGGACUCUCAAGUUGCUGGCUUCACAUUUACCGAUCAAUUCAUUCAAUUGACAACUAAGCUCCCUUCUAAGUAUAUAUAUGGAUUUGGAGAAACAGAACAUAGGAGUUUCAAACAUGAUCUGAACUGGAAUACGUGGGGAAUGUUCAGCAAAGAUCAGCCACCUGGUUAUAAAAUGAAUUGCUAUGGGGUCCAUCCUUUUUAUAUGGGUCUUGAAGAGGACUUCAAAGCACAUGGUGUACUUCUGUUGAACAGCAAUGCAAUGGAUGUAACACUUCAUCCAGACCCUGCUCUGACAUAUCGUACUAUCGGAGGAAUCCUAGAUUUUUAUAUGAUUCUUGGCUCCAGUCCAGAAGAAGUAGUCCAACAGUACACAUCACUUAUUGGACGUCCAGUCAUGCCACCUUAUUGGUCACUGGGCUUCCAGUUAUGUCGAUAUGGGUAUAAGAAUACACGUGAAAUAGCUGAAUUGUACAGUGACAUGAAGAAAGCAAAGAUACCUUAUGAUGUUCAGUAUGUGGACAUUGAUUACAUGGAGAGACAGCUGGACUUCACCCUUGAUGUGGAUGAUUUCCAGCGUUUGCCAGAUUUGUUCAAUCAAAUGAGAAGUGAAGGGAUGAGAACUAUCAUUAUUUUGGAUCCAGCAAUUUCCGGAAACGAAACCCAACAUUACGAGGCAUUUACAAGUGGACUCGACAAAGAUGUAUUCAUUAAAUGGAAAAAUAGCUCUGAAAUUGUGUGGGGGAAGGUGUGGCCAGAUUUUCCAAAUAUAACAGUGGAUUUAUCAAAGGACUGGGACUAUCAAGUAGAACAUUAUCGGUCAUUUACUGCUUUCCCAGACUUUUUCCGCAACACAACCGCAGAAUGGUGGCAUACAGCAAUUAAGAACUAUUACUCCAACCCAACUGACCCAAGUAAAAGUGUGAAGUUUGAUGGGCUUUGGAUUGAUAUGAAUGAACCAGCAAGCUUUGUUCAUGGAUCCGUUAAUGGCUGUCACGAUACAAAAUUGAACAAACCACCCUAUAUGCCAGCGCUUGAGUCAAGACACAUGGGAUUGCAGCACAAAACUUUAUGCAUGGAGAGUGAGCAAUUUCUGGUCAAUAAUAUUUCAGUAAGGCACUACGAUGUGCAUAGUCUCUACGGAUGGUCACAAACAAGGCCCACAUUAGAAUCUCUGCAAAACGUAACUGGAGAGCGAGGAAUUGUAGUGACUCGUUCAACUUUCCCAUCAAGUGGACAAUGGGCAGGGCAUUGGCUUGGGGACAACACAGCUGCCUGGGACCAGAUGUAUAAAUCAAUUAUUGGAAUGAUGGAGUUCAGUCUAUUUGGAAUUUCUUAUACGGGAGCUGAUAUAUGUGGCUUUCUUCGGGACACUACCUAUGAACUUUGCCUACGAUGGAUGCAGCUUGGAGCAUUUUAUCCCUAUUCUAGGAAUCACAAUGGAAUAGGGUAUAUGAGACAAGAUCCUGUGGCCUGGAAUGAAACAUUCCAAAAUGUCUCAAGGCAUAUUCUUUCGACACGUUAUAGAUUAUUACCAUAUCUCUACACACUGAUGUAUGAUGCUCAUCGUCAUGGCAGUACAGUAAUAAGACCACUGCUUCAUGAGUUUUUCAAGGAUAAAACAACUUGGGAUAUUGAUCGGCAAUUCCUUUGGGGUGGAGCAUUGAUGAUUACUCCUGCGUUGGACGAGGGAGUAACCACUGUGCAUGCAUAUGUCCCCGACUGUCGCUGGUAUGAUUGGUUCACAGGCAAAAGACUCCUCAAAAGACGGGAGUGGGUUACUAUGCCGACACCACUUGAUCAUAUUAAUGUUCAUGUCCGAGGAGGCUCCAUUAUCCCAUGGCAACAACCAGGAAACACAACAUACUACAGCCGAAAGCAGUUCCUAGGAUUAACUGUUGCUUUGGAUGAUAAUAAAACCGCUAAUGGUCACCUUUACUGGGAUGACGGCCAGACCAUAGAUGCAUUUGAACAAAAUGAAUACUUCCUUGUUGAAUUCACUGUUGAUAAGAAUAAACUGACAACUAAAAUACUGCACACUCAUCCAAAGAGUACUGCAUCUGAGCUGAAACUGGGACAUCUUUAUGUUUGGGGAGUAGGAAUGAAGCCAGUCAGUAGUGUCUCUCUAACUAAUGGAACUAUGACACAAGCUAUCACCAAUUUUCAGCAUGACACUCAUUCACAGGUACUCACUAUCGAAAUGACAGAUAUAGUCGUCGCGAUCAAUAACCCAUUAACAAUCAUUUGGAAAACACAACUAUGAAUAUUAAUUUAAUAAACAUUACAGAGCACUAUUGACAAGCAGAUAAGUUUUUAAAAGAUUUUAUUAUUACAUUUUCAUGAAUGAAGUCCUGAUAGGAAUUUUAUGAAGAAAAUGAAUUGAAGAGCAUUCAUUAAAUGUGUUGGAAUGUCUUUUAAUAAUUGUAAAUAAAUUACUUUUGCUGCACAAGUGAAAUAAAAAGUUCAUCAUCAUUA